This is a messenger RNA of Ctenopharyngodon idella (grass carp), 5693 nucleotides long. RefSeq names its product leucine rich repeat containing 8 VRAC subunit Db (gene lrrc8db). Gene Ontology annotation, molecular function: protein binding. The record is from RefSeq and is a predicted model, not a curated record. NCBI's taxonomy places the organism in Eukaryota, Metazoa, Chordata, Actinopteri, Cypriniformes, Xenocyprididae. The coding region runs from base 527 to 3052 and encodes 841 amino acids. The transcript is spliced from 2 exons.
AGGGAACUGGUGCAGACUGGUUGACUCUGCUGCUGUGCGCGCGGCACUGAAUGUACCAUAAUAAUGAGAUGAGCGGGGACCCUUACAUGUGCAUUAAGCCCUCUCGGGUAAAUGAUUAGUAAGUUGUCCUUUUGUACCGAUACUUUUGCCGCUUUUACACAACGGUAUCAUCAGACCUCCAAUGGUUUCCUGCCUGAGCCGCUUUAAUCUGCACAGAACCACGAAGACAUGACAAGACACCGGAUUGCGUUCAUAGGGAAUAUUCCAGUCCAUUCCUGUAAAUCGCGUUCUGCUCGCAGUUUACCUGUCAUUGGAAAAUAAAUCUUUGUCGUUUACAUAUCGUGACCCGGCAUAGAAACACAAUGGCGUAAAUGUGCUCAAAAUGACGUCUCCUACGCGAACGGACAGUAUAUUUGUCUACAACAGUGUCCCCAUUACUGCAAGGACAAGUGGAUGAAAUGUGUCUCAGAUUCUCAGGAAUUAAAGUGGGCAUGGAUGACGUUUGAUGACGUUUAUAUGAGACAGAAUGUUUACCCUCACAGAAGUUGCCUCUCUAAAUGAUAUCCAGCCAACUUAUCGGAUACUGAAACCAUGGUGGGACGUCUUUAUGGAUUACCUGGGUGUGGUCAUGCUUAUGCUGGCCAUAUUUGCUGGGACCAUGCAGUUAACCAAAGAUCAGGUGGUUUGCCUUCCUGUUCUGGAAUCGUUGGAGGACCGAACCCCUGUGCCCACGGAAAGGCCACCAGAGAAAGCUCUUGGCUCAGGGACAGGAGGAGGCCAUGUGACAUCGGCAGCUGCACCUUUCACAAGCAAAGAACAAACCGACAGUGUUGUCCAACACUUCCCACAGUCGUCUGCUGUCAGGCAACCUCAGCCUACAGGUUUACGAACAAAUCUGGAUUUUCAGCAGUAUGUCUUUGUUAAUCAGAUGUGCUACCAUGUUGCCCUCCCAUGGUAUUCAAAGUACUUUCCAUAUCUAGCUCUCAUUCACACUAUUGUUCUUAUGGUUAGCAGUAACUUUUGGUUCAAGUAUCCAAAGACCAGUUCCAAAAUUGAGCAUUUUGUGUCUAUUUUGGGUAAGUGUUUUGAGUCCCCUUGGACAACCAAGGCAUUGUCUGAGACAGCCUGUGAAGACUCAGAAGAGAAUAAGCAGAGAUUGACUGGAGCCUCCACAUUACCAAAGCAUCUUUCAACCAGCAGUGAAGAGGGAAGUCCAAAUCAGUCCACACCCAUGCUUGCAAAAUCAGGCAUUAAGUUUUCUGCAGAGAAGCCAGUCAUUGAAGUUCCAAGCAUGACUAUACUUGAUAAGAAAGAUGGAGAGCAAGCUAAAGCUCUUUUUGAGAAAGUAAGGAAGUUCCGCACACAUGUCGAAGACAGCGACUUGAUCUACAAACUUUAUGUAGCUCAGACAAUAAUAAAAACUGUCAAAUUCAUUCUGAUUCUGUGUUACACCAUGACAUUUGUCACCUCCAUUAAAUUCGAUCAUGAUUGUGAGCCAGAAAUUAAGCAUUUAACUGGAUACGCCAAAUUUAAGUGCACCCACAACAUGGCUUUCAUGUUGAAAAAGCUUCUCGUUAGCUACAUUGUUCUCAUUUUUGUUUAUGGCUUGGUUUGCAUUUACACUCUUUUUUGGCUGUUUAGACGGCCUCUUAAGGAGUAUUCCUUUGAAAAAGUUCGAGAAGAAAGCAGUUUUAGUGAUAUCCCAGACGUAAAGAAUGACUUUGCUUUCCUCCUUCACAUGGUGGACCAGUAUGACCAGUUGUACUCAAAACGUUUUGGUGUCUUUCUCUCAGAGGUAAGCGAGAACAAACUGCGGGAAAUAAGCCUAAACCAUGAGUGGACCUUUGAGAAACUACGGCAACAUGUGACUCGGAAUGCACAGGAUAAGCUUGAGCUGCAUCUUUUCAUGCUCUCAGGUGUUCCUGAUGCGGUCUUUGACCUCACUGAUUUAGAGGUCCUGAAACUAGAACUCAUCCCAGAGGCACGUAUCACAGCAAAAAUUUCCCAGAUGAUCAACCUCCACGAGUUGCACUUUUACCACUGCCCCGCCAAAGUCGAACAGACUGCAUUCAGUUUCCUCCGCGAUCACCUCCGGUGCCUUCACGUCAAGUUUACGGACGUAGCAGAGAUUCCCACUUGGGUUUACAUGCUGAAGAACCUGAGAGAGCUCUACUUGGUGGGAAACUUGAACUCAGAGAAUAACAAAAUGAUAGGAUUAGAGUCCCUCAGGGACUUGAGGCAUCUGAAGAUCCUACAUCUGAAGAGCAACCUUACCAAGAUCCCAACUAACAUUACAGACUUAUCACCCCACCUGAUUAAACUUGUGGUUCACAAUGAUGGUACUAAACUCUUGGUGUUAAAUAGCUUGAAAAAGAUGAUGAACCUUGCUGAGUUGGAGCUGCACAAUUGUGAGCUGGAGAGGAUUCCUCAUGCAAUUUUUAGUUUGACCAACCUGCAGGAGUUGGACUUGAAAUCGAACAAUAUCCGUACCAUUGAAGAGGUCAUCAGCUUCCAGCACCUCAAAAGGCUUAACUGCCUCAAACUGUGGCACAAUAAAAUAAUUUCCAUUCCAUUAUCCAUAAGUCACGUAAAAAACCUAGAGUUCCUCUAUCUGUCACAUAACAAACUUGAGACCUUGCCUACCACUCUAUUCAACCUUCUUAAACUGAGAUACCUGGAUGUUAGUAACAACUCCAUCAUAGUGAUUCCUCCAGAGGUGAGGUUUCUCCAAAAUCUACAGCACUUUGCCAUCACAGGAAACAAGGUGGAAGUGGUGCCCAAGCAGCUGUUCAAAUGCACAAAGUUGCGUACCCUAUUCCUUGGACACAACUGCAUCUCGUCGCUGCCAGAGAAAAUUGGGCAGUUGCUGCAGCUGACUCAUCUUGAGCUGAAGGGGAACUGCCUGGAUCGCCUACCCGCACAGCUUGGCCAGUGCCGACUCUUGCGCCGAAAUGGUCUCAUUGUGGAGGACCACCUUUUUGAUUCACUGCCUCUAGAUGUUAAAGAGAGCAUAAGUCAGGAAAUCACUGCUACUUUUGCUAAUGGAGUGUGAUUAUGAAUCAGGGAAGAAUGGUUAAAUCUAAAGCCCAGUCAUAGUUUUAUAAGCAGAACAGAAUUAGAGAGCUCCAGUGUUUCAAUAAUUCUGUUUUUUUUUUUUUUUUUAAACUAAAUUUUAUCCAGGACUGCUGGCAUGAAUGGAUGUUCCAGGUGUAAAGAAUGAGUCCAGUAUCAAAGCUUAUGUUAACAUCCUAUAUCAUUUUCUGCGCAGGCCAAAACAAGUUGCCAUUAAGCCAAUAUAAAACUUUGUGGACUUCAACUAUGCUUAGUGCAUAGAAUUCUUUAGAAUUAUUCAAAUGUUUGAGAUUAUUUGCCUGUUUGCAUGGGUUUUGUUCUUUUUUAUUUUUAUUUGCCCAUGUUACAGUGUAGAUAUAAUUCAUAAUUUUUUUCUGUUACUUUCCAGUAGCAUUUCUGUUAAUUGUUUUCACCUGCUGUUAUCCGCACAGUCUGCAUCACAUGCAUUGUGCAGUGUGGUGCCAUUAAUGAUUGUAUUCAUUGUUUGAAAGAACCCAGAACAACUGACAUUUAUUACAAAGUUAAUCACAACUACUGUAUUUGACUAUAAGUGGUAAAAGAGUACCUGGAAUUCCUCAAAAAGGAAUUCUCAUUUGGGUUUAGGGAAGAGUGCGUUAAAGUAAUUUAAGAUGAGAACUGAAUGUUUGCGUUGAUACAGACUAACCAUAUCCAUCUGGCUCAAUCAAGCUGUAUAUUUUAUACUUCAUUUACAGUCUGUUCCAUCUCUCUGUUUAAGAUCGUGUCCACCUAUUCACUUUCUAUUAAACAAAAUAUUUUGAACUGGAAUAACAAUGUUCUGCAUUGAAAAUAUACCAAUGCUUUUGCAGCAAGUGUAAUUUGGAUUUGAUAAUGCACAAACUAAAGGUAAUAAUGUGCAUUGCACUGCAAGUCUUGGCAAUAAAAUAGUCUUUUCCUUCUAACAUAAUCUUUUUAUGUGGCUUACAGAAGUAAUGCAUAAGUUAGGGUGACCUCAUUUGACUUGUGCACGUUUUGUAUAUAACACCAUAUUAUGAUGGGACAGACCUGUAUACACUGCAUGGUCCUUGCUGCUCAAAAUCUCCAAUAGACAUGUAUUGUAAACUUGCCCUGAUAUAUAUUCUAAUGUCAUAUCUUAGUCUGUAAAUGUGUAUGACUACCAUCUGCUUAACUGUUAGACUUUACUGGCUAGUAAAAGUAAUGGAAAUGCUUGCAUUGUGUGAAUCAGUGUUUUAUGUUACCUUGUUAUUGACAUACUCUGCGCUGUGCAUGCCCAUGCAGUCAGCUUUUGAGGCAAAUGCACAAAAAGGUGACUUGCCAGAUGUUAGGUUCCGAUAUUCAGUCAAAUAAUUGGAUUAUGUGUUUGAUAAUCCCAACCUGAGCCUCUGUUGUUUUAUUUUUCUUGACAAAUAGAAAUGAUUAUAACAUGGUCAAGAUAUAAAGGGAUAGUCCAAUCAAAAAUAAAUAUGGUCAUCAUUUAUUCACCUUAAUGUCAUUUCAGACAACCUAUAUGACUAUUUAUUCUGUGGAACACAAAAGUAGUUGAAAGUUGUUUGGACCCUUUUGAGUUGUUUGGACAGGUUUGAACCGACAUGAGGGUGAGUAAAUGAUGAAAGGAACUUUUUUUUUUUCACAAGCUAUAAUAAUGGUUUCACUAUUGCACCCCAAUAUUCCUUAAUCAUUUUCUAUUUUUAAGACAUUGAUUUGUAUGAAGAGGAUGUGUCAUUCUUAUGAAGUGGUAUUUGCUUCAAACCAUUCAGUUGUUUAUGAAAGAUUUCAGUUGAUUUUAACAUUAACAUUUUAACUUUAACAUACAUGGACUGCAGUGGUAUAAUAGUAAUCGAAUAAUUUGGAUAACGUCCAUUGCUUUUUCAUUAUUUUAAAACUAAUGACAUUUCAAACCAAACCAAAAGCAGUUCGAGAGGACACAAACUUCACGGUUUUAUUUUUGUCCUAUUCAUAUUUGAAAGAAGACUUGUGAAGUCUAAUUUUAUGAAAUUAUUCUUCCCACACUGUGUUAUAUUUGUCCCUCUGAAAUGCUGCAGGGUCUGAUCUGUAAUUGGUGUCUUGCCAGAUGAGGCUUGAAAAUCAUUUUUGAUACAUGUGUGACUAACUAUAAUCAUAACCACAUGUGAAUCUAGAGUUUCAAUGUUUUGCGUGAAUUGAAAUUAGAUUACUAUGUAGGUUUUGUAAAUGUAACUUUUAUGUUGCACUCCUAAAAUGGUUCUGUUUGAUGUUAUGAAUGAAAAUUUGUUUUCAUUUAUGUAGAGAUUUAUUAAUGUGUUCCAUUUUUAUAGCCUACUAAAAGUUUGACUUUGAAAUACACAAUUUCAAAUGAUUCCACCAGAAAUAUACAUUGUGUCCAUUCAGGUACACAAAACACUUACUGUUCAUUCCAACUGAGUACUUAUUUUCAGAAUGAAGGCAAUUUUGUGUUUUACUUUUCAGCAACUACUUUAAGGUGUAUUGCUCUUCAGCCUUGAAUGUAGCCUGAUACUGCAUCCCUUCAUGGUUUAGCCUUUCUGUUUUUGAUGGAAAGGAGAAUGAAGUUAGUCUGCUUUGCUUCUAAUCAGAUAUGUUUUGUUUGAAAGGACGUUCAAUUUGCAACUUGCUAUUUUUAAUACAAUAAAUACAUUGAAAAUAAA